AUGACCGCGACCGUCUUCACUCAGACAGAGGGCCAGCAGCUCAGUCUCUGGGGGAAAGUGGGCCACUUCACUCCAACCUGCGGAGCCUGGAUCCUGCAGAAUCCUCUGUCUGUGCCCCUCAAAGAGUUCACCGUCUGCUUCAGUUUGCAGCGCCAGAAAUCAGAACAUCUAUGGACCGCCUUCAUGUACCGUCACCCCGUGCAUCCCUACGCAGAGCUGGGGUUUGGGGGGAAGAACGAGCGGCUGCUGGUCUGGCUCUUUGGGCUGGAGUUCAGGACACAGACCUCGGUCCCCCUCACAGUGAAGCAGUGGUACCACGUGUGCAUCACCUGGUCCCAGAAUAAGACUGCUCCUGCUGUGUACCUCGACGGGGUCUCUCUGCAAAUGGAACACGCAGGGUUCAGUGGGUUGUGCCUCUGCCUCGUGCCUCCAGCCCCCUCCUCCCCGUCCUGCUGUGAGCUGGCCCCUGGCGGCUCUCUGACCCUGGGAGCGUCUCAUACUGUGGUGAGGGGACGCGUAGAGGUGCUGCCCGUGGGGAAGUUAAAGGGGAAGGUGUCUGUGUUCCGGAUGUGGAGUCACGAGCGCAGCGAGGAGAAAGUGACAUCAAUGAAGUGCACAGAAGGGGGCGUGGUCAAGUGGGAGCAGAGCCAAUGGGACACCAGCGCAUGUCCUGCAGUACCCGACGUGAGUCUGCGAUGUGAGUGGUCCAGCUAUAAAGUAAAGUUACUGUUUGGCAUUCUCCGCGACGACGGCAAGAACUGCACCGAGUUGUACAUGGCCAAAGAUAUCGCACAGCGCUGGUUGGAGAAAGUGCUCCACACCUCAUCGGUCUCCAUACCUCUGGUCUCUGUGUUUGAGAAUUCGGUCUCAUUCAGGUCUGACACUGACUGGUUUCAAACGAAACGAUGGGCUCCAAUUUCAAGCAGUUUUCGUUGUCUCGCACUCAUGACCGUCAUUCCCGGUUUGGACGUGGGAUCGUGGCAGUCGGAGGUCUGCAAACUCUUAAGUGAUGGAUUUGAAGACACCAGCACUGGCUUUCGUCUAGAGAUCGAAAUAACCAGCAUCUACGUGACUGCAGUGGCCAGCAUCACAACGCCCCCUGCCACCACCACAGUUACAACCACACCGGAGCAGACCACUCCCACCACACUUUUCACCCCCAGUGCUGCUACCCCCACAAUGGCAACCACAUCUUCCUCCAUGUCUACCCCCACAGUGGCUGCAACAUCUGCCUCCACAUCUACCCCCACAGUGGCUGCCACUUCUGCCUCCAUGUCUACCCCCACAGUGGCUGCCACAUCUGCCUCCACAUCUACCCCCACAGUGGCUGCCACUUCUGCCUCCAUGUCUACCCCCACAGUGGCUGCCACAUCUGCCUCCACCUCUACCCCCACAGAAGCUGCCACAUCUGCCUCCAUGUCUACCCCCACAGUGGCUGCCACAUCUGCCUCCACGUCUACCCCCACAGAAGCUGCCACAUCUGCCUCCAUGUCUACCCCCACAGUGACUGCCACAUCUGCCUCCAUGUCUACCCCCACAGAAGCUGCCACAUCUGCCUCCACGUCUACCCCUACAGUGGCUGCCACAUCUGCCUCCACGUCUACCCCCACAGUGACUGCCACAUCUGCCUCCAUGUCUACCCCCACAGAAGCUGCCACAUCUGCCUCCAUGUCUACCCCCACAGAAGCUGCCACAUCUGCCUCAUCAUCUACUCCCCCAGUGGCUGCCACUUCUAUCCCCACAUUUGCCUCCACAGUACGCGAGACGACCAGUAUAGUGAACCCGACAGACUCUCUGUCCACAGCAGUGAGUCCUUCUGCAGAGGUAAUGUCCACCUGGACAGAACCAGCAACAAGUCCCAGUGUCUCCAUGUUCUACUUUGAGGUCCAGGUGAACGUGUCCACAGCAGGAGUCCGUGACCCCGAGCGAGCUAUCUACUCCUGGCUCAACUCCAGUUUACCCAACAACACAAUGACUGUACUGGACCUGCAGCUGCUCUCCAAAACCACAAAAAUUUACCACAGCAUUCGCACCAGAGCACUAACGAAGAGCAUUUCCAGAGAGAGCUGUGUUUUUCAAGUGGAGGUGUCCAUGUUGAACUUUGAGCCUUCGGAAAUCGAGAAACUGAUUCAAUGUCUUUUAGAGAAACCUUUUAACAACGGGUCAGUGUCCAUCGAUGCCGAGAACAUCCUCAUCAGCCGCAUCUAUCUUUUUGAGUGCUCCGCUGAAGUCCGUUUCACCAGAGAGGGAGUGUUCCGAUGGCCUCGCACUUCAGGAGGCAGAAACGCGAUGCUACAAUGCCCCAAAAGCCCUCGUCACAAAGCCACACGUCACUGCAAAAUCUGUCUUCACACGUACUGGCAGGUGGCAGACAUGAGUAGCUGCCCUUUAGUCGUGGAGGUCAUUCCUGAUUUGGACCAAGUUACCGUUACCAAAGACAAUGCAAAGGACGUUUUGGACAUGAUUGUGGACCUGCUGAAGAACCAGUCCAGUCUGAACUUUGAUGAUUUGAGCACAGUCCUGAGCAAAGUGGAGGACAUUAUAGACAUGAGCGUGGUGACUCCUCCACUGGGACAGGCUCUGCUCAACGUGAUCUCUGACGUCCUGCAGUCUCAGAGCAACUUAGUGCCCUUCACCAACAUGAUUCUGAACAUCACUGAGUCUCUUGGUGCGAGAAUGACCGGUUUUGACGACAUGACGGUGAUGUCGGCUCCGUUCGUGGGCAUGUCCUUGGUGGAUGUGGAGCCAGGACCCUUCAGCCCCCUGAGCUUUGGGGUUUUGUCAGACCCAGUGGGACUGAAGCCUGAGAUUUUCAUAAACACACAUCCUCUCAACGGGACAGUGGCUUUCAUCUCGCUGCCCUCCAUCCUGCAGCAGAAAUUCCCCCUUGAAAAUCUAACGAGAAUCCAGUUUCAGUUCUUUAGUGUCCCGUGGCUUUUCAAGACCAUCAUUCCAGACGAUUUGGUUCUCAACACAUUUGUGGUGUCGGCGAGUGUGACCAACGUCAGCUCACCAAUCAGAGACCUGGAAGAGGACAUUCAGAUCACACUGCACCACCGCAAACCCAACUAUAAAAACAAGGAUGUCAUGUGUGUUUACUGGAACUUCAAUCUAAAUCAUGGACAGGGAGGCUGGGACCCUUCAGGCUGCCGUACUUACAACAGCACUCCCCACUCCACCACGUGUCUCUGUGACCACCUCACUCACUUCGGAGUUCUUUUGGACGUGUCCCGGGCCCCACUGGACCCAAAGGUGGAGUACAGACUGACCAUCAUCUCGUACGUGGGCUGCGGAGUGUCCUCUAUGUUUCUGGGCGUCACUGUGCUCACGUACACGGCCUUUGAGAAGCUGCGGCGGGACUACCCCUCUCAGAUCCUCAUCAACCUCUCUCUGGCUCUGCUGGGGCUGAACCUGGUGUUUCUGGGGAACUCGUGGCUCUCGUCUCAGGGCGUCUACGGCUUGUGCGUCUUUGUGGCCUCCGCGCUGCAUUACUUCCUGCUCGCCUCCUUCACCUGGAUGGGAUUGGAGGCUGUUAACAUGUACUUUGCUUUGGUCAAAGUCUUCAAUGUAUAUGUGCCCUCCUACAUCCUCAAGUUCUGCGCUCUGGGGUGGGGGAUCCCGCUGGUCGUGUGUGCGGUGCUGCUAAUUGUGGACAGAGACGUCUAUGGCAGUCAUGUGUACGCAGACACCAGGCUGAGGGUGCAGCCACUGAACAGCACCGACAACUUUUGCUGGAUUCAAGACAACGUGACGUUUUACGUGUCUGUGGUUGGAUACGCUGCAUUGGUGUUCCUUUUCAACACAGCAAUAUUUAUCGUGGUCCUGAUCCAGAUACGGCGGAUGCGCGACAACAGUCCGGCCGGGAUCCGCAGUGGUCUGUUGAAGGACCUGAAGGGAGUGGUCAGUCUCACGCUGCUGCUAGGACUCACCUGGGCCCUGGGCUUCUUCACCUGGGGUCCGGCCCGAGUCGGGAUGCUGUUCCUGUUCUCUGCCCUCAACUCUCUGCAAGGACUUUUCAUCUUUGUCUUUCACUGCCUGAUGAAGGAAAACGUCAGGAAACAGUGGAGGAUACAUCUUUGCUUUGGCCGUUGCAGACAAGAGGACAAUUUGGACUGGAGCGCCUCUGCCGAUUAUGGCCACAUGCCCAAACUGAAGCCAGCAGCGUCUCAGGCCCGCCUCCCCUCCGUUCGCUCCAUUAAGUCCAGCUCCACCGAGAGCACAUCGGCCUCCUCCGACUCCAGCCAACGAGAGUCUGUCAGCAGCUGCAAGAGACCAGACCUGGGCUUCUUUGUGAACGGCCUGGUCAUUCCUCGAGCGCAGUGCACCAGCUCUGGUCCAGCCCAGAGGCUCCAUGGCUCCCUGAAUCCCACGCCUGGAUGGACUAAUCACUAG
Molecule: messenger RNA, 4392 nt
Organism: Knipowitschia caucasica
Lineage: Eukaryota; Metazoa; Chordata; Actinopteri; Gobiiformes; Gobiidae
Source: the annotation of a GenBank genome assembly